CAUUCGCCAUGUUCUCCGCCAGGCAGAUAUUCGCACAGGUCCAGCGCCGCGGCUUCGCGGCGUCUGCCCGCCAGUCGUCCAAGGUCACCGUCCUCGGCGCUGCCGGUGGCAUUGGCCAGCCGCUGUCGCUCCUCCUCAAGCUCAACCCCAGGGUCAGCCAGCUUGCUCUCUACGACAUCCGCCUUGCGCCCGGUGUCGCUGCCGACAUUGGCCACAUCAACACCAAGAGCGAGGUCCGCGGAUACGAUGCCACUCCCUCCGGCCUCGCCGAGGCCCUCAAGGGUGCUGAGAUCGUUCUCAUCCCCGCUGGUGUUCCCCGCAAGCCCGGCAUGACCCGUGACGACCUGUUCAACACCAAUGCCUCCAUCGUCCGCGACCUCGCCAAGGCCGCCGCCGACCACGCCCCCGAGGCCAACAUCCUCAUCAUCUCGAACCCGGUCAACUCCACCGUUCCCAUCACCGCCGAGGUCUUCAAGUCCAAGGGCGUCUACAACCCCAAGCGCCUCUUCGGUGUCACCACCCUCGACGUCGUCCGCGCCUCCCGCUUCAUCUCCCAGGUCAAGAGCACCGACCCUGCCAACGAGAACAUUACCGUCGUCGGCGGCCACUCUGGUGCCACCAUCGUCCCCCUGCUCUCCCAGUCCGGCUACAACCUCACCGGCGAGCAGCUCGACCAGUACGUCCACCGCGUCCAGUUCGGCGGUGACGAGGUUGUCCAGGCCAAGGACGGAGCCGGUUCUGCCACCCUCUCUAUGGCAAUGGCCGGUGCCCGCUUCGCCGAGUCCCUCCUCAAGGCCGCCCAGGGCCAGAAGAACGUCAUCGAGCCCACCUUUGUCGACUCGCCCCUCUACAAGGACCAGGGCGUCGAGUACUUUGCCUCCAACGUCGAGCUCGGCCCCAACGGUGUCGAGAAGAUCCACCCCGUCGGCAAGAUCACCGACCACGAGCAGAAGCUCCUCGACGUCUGCCUCAAGGACCUUGCUGGCAACAUCAACAAGGGCAUCAAGUUCGUCAAGGAGAACCCUUAAGCUCAACAAGCACGCGCGUGUGUACAGUAGUAAUGAGUACGUGGAGAGGCAGAGGGCAGAGCAUUUCCCGUCAGCGCUUGUAUUAUGGGACCCCGCAACUGGCGCUGAAACGGACUGGGCUGGGAUUCGGAUCUGCGUGGCGCACGAGCGGUCACGAUUGUAGAUUUUUGAUUGUAACCUAGCACAAAAUACUCCCUCUUUCCUCCAUCUUCGCACCCGCCGAUCUGUCCACAGACCUCCUCCUCAUCUGUGCUAAUCAACAACGAUGAUCUCGGGACCGCCUAAUGCGCUCCAACGUGCCCUUGCCCGGGGUCCGUUCUCGUUGCUGAACCAACAUGGCGCGAUCUUCAUGUCUUCCACAGCUCAACUCUUCCAAAUUCGCCCUGGUGGAUCUGCACUUGCUCGACACUGGUCUUUUGCCGUGACGUAGCUCCAAGCACAGCAGACACGAAAAUAGAAU
Paraphaeosphaeria sporulosa is the source of this 1488-nucleotide messenger RNA. Its product is annotated as malate dehydrogenase. Lineage: Eukaryota; Fungi; Ascomycota; Dothideomycetes; Pleosporales; Didymosphaeriaceae. Gene Ontology annotation, biological process: malate metabolic process; tricarboxylic acid cycle. Gene Ontology annotation, molecular function: L-malate dehydrogenase (NAD+) activity. The transcript has 6 exons. Gene Ontology annotation, cellular component: mitochondrion; cytoplasm. The record is from RefSeq and is a predicted model, not a curated record. The coding region runs from base 9 to 1028 and encodes 339 amino acids.